Messenger RNA from Astyanax mexicanus (Mexican tetra), 1409 nucleotides. RefSeq names its product GTPase IMAP family member 5-like. The record is from RefSeq and is a predicted model, not a curated record. Gene Ontology annotation, molecular function: GTP binding. The transcript has 2 exons. Bases 313 to 1212 code for a protein of 299 amino acids. Lineage: Eukaryota; Metazoa; Chordata; Actinopteri; Characiformes; Acestrorhamphidae.
GACUAAAAAGUUUAGUUUUUAAAGAAAGUAGAGGAUAAUACACUGGAUAUUUACAGUACAGGUAAUACAGGCUAAUAUACAGUAGCUUAUACACUAUAUAUUUUAGAUUGGAUUAGAUUUUUGUGUUAUAUUUUAUACUUUGUGAAGAAACAAACAUUCCCCAUGCCAGGAAAGAACCAAUAAGAGCCCCAUAUUCUGUGGUAAAGGUGUGCUUUUUUUUGGAAGUAAUCAACACCUGGACGGCUUCAGGUUACCUGAACAAGACUGAUUCAGAGCCAGUUAAACGGUUUAUUCUUCUACUAAACAUCAUAAAUGUCUGUGUUGAAUAUUGUACUGCUGGGAGAGAAUGGAGCAGAACAGCGCUCUACAGGAAACUCCAUCCUGGGCAGAGCGGCGUUUAGAGAAGAUUUCUCCAGCGGUUCUCUGAACAGACAGUGUGAAUCCGAGAGACAGGAGGGAACGGUGGACGGCAGGAGCGUCUCGGUGAUCAUCUCUCCAGGACUCUUAGACUCUUCAGUGUCUGAAGAAGAUCUGAAGGCUGGAUUAGAUCAGUGCUCCUCCCUCCUGGCCUCGUCUCCCGGUCCUCACCUGUUCCUGCUGCUGAUCAGGGUGGGGAACUUUAUAGAGGAUCAGAGGAACACUGUGAAGUGGAUUCAGGAGAACUUCGGGGAGGACGCUCUGAACUCCACCAUGGUGCUGUUCACCGGCGCUCUUCACCAGCCGCCGGAGGACUAUCUGAAAAAGCACUCUGCUCUCAGGAAGCUGGUGCACAAGUGCAAGGCGGGGUUUCACGUCUUCAGAAACGACCCCGCCCACCUGCUGGAGAAGAUGGAGGGAGCGGUGCAGCAGAACGGAGGAGAGCGCCGCAGGAAGGAGGUGUACGGGAGGAAAGAUGGAGAGGAGGAGAAGAAGAAGAAGAACAGCGAGGGAAAAGCCGAGCUGAUCAUCAGGAGCGUAGGGAAGAUGUUCGGGAAGCUGCUGCAGGUGAUUCUGAAGGCUGUAAUUAUGGAAAUCUGCGCGGUUUUCCGAUCGGCUCUUCAGGGAUUCGGAAUCGGGCUGAUUAUUAUCGUGGCUCUUUCUCUAACGGGGAUUUUAACCCAGUCCUGGAUCUGCUUCCUCCUGAAGCUGCUGAUCUUCGGGAUGAGCGGAGUCAUCGGAGCACUGAUUAGAUUAAAUUCAGAAAAAGAAAUGAACAGACAGGCGUGGGACUGAUUUUGCUCCAUUUAUAUUAUUUUUGGAGCAUUUCUAUUGGUCCAUGCAUGAAGAAAUUCUGAUACUACAUCAACUCUUACUAUUUGCUUUACAAUCUCUUAUGCUUUUACUCUUACACAUUCCCUCUUAAGUCUUACACUCUCUCACGCUUUGUCUUACAAUCUGUCUCUCCUACUGUCUAGCCCUACACUCUCUCA